AGUUUUGUUGUGCAAUAAAAUUUCUAUAUUUACAAAACUUUUUUUCCACAGGUGUCUCUUCUGCAGCAUGGCCGUCUGUCUGGAAAAUCAGGGCAGUGAAUUUGCGAGGGCAGUUAGUCCUUCACUUAAGAAGGGAAUUAGCGCUCUCAAUGCCUUAACCAUCAGCCUCCUAAAUGUGGAUAGAGCCUUUGUGGCUAAAAGUGACUCAUCAUUCAGUGAAAUUCGGAGGGCUGUUAUAAGCGUGCAGCAGAACCUGGGGGAGGCUGAAAAAGCUGCCCUCAGUAAACUCAAGGCGGUAGAUAAAUGCUACGAGGAGCUAAUAGUUAGAAAGCAGAAUCUAUCUAUUCAGCAAGAUUACACAAAAGGUGCAUUGCGUGAUUUAAAACAACAGCAAAAAAACAACAACGCCACCUUAGAGAUGUACAAAAAAUCAGCAUGUGAUGCUGUGUCUCAGUUGAAAGAAGCUAAGGCCUAUCUUUGGCAUCAGCAGAGGGCUGUAGAAGAGGCAGAAGAACUGAGGGAUGCAGGAAUUGGGAUAACAUUCAUUCCUAUUUUAGGAUGGAUUGCAGGUCCAAUAAUGAUAGCAGCAGCUGAAAAUGACAUCGAAAAUGCGAAUUACAGAGUUCAGGAGGCGGAGCGCAUGGUCAAUUCUUUCCGAUCCUCGGUCCACGAAUACGAACGCAAAGUGUCCGAAUACACAAGCAGAAUCCAGGAGGCUUGCAAAGAGAUUGUGAAGAGACAAGACUCGCUGAGGGAGAUCGAACGGGACAUUCAACAGGUUCUCAGACAGAGAAGAGAGAUGGCUGGUUUCCAGGAGAACAUGAGGAACUCGGUCAGAGUUCUUAGCGUACUCGCCGGUACAUCAAACGUGGCAGAGAUUCAAACGCGCUGCUUUGUGUUAAUAGAGGCGAUGAUAAAGUUGAUGCAGACCUUUGGUAAGUUGGUGGAAGCCACUGGAGAAAAUCGGCUUAUCUGUGAUGAUGGCAUUAAGGCUCUUAUCACAAAGCUGCAGGUCAAUUAUGUCAAAAUGCAGGCCAUCAUUGUGCCCUCUGAUACCGCCGCCAUAGAUUUCAUAUGAAUUGCUUUUGUUUUUGCUGAUUCUGUUGAUUCUGCUGAUUCUGCUUCAUUUUAAAGAGUACUAUCUUCAAAUAAUCACUGAAUGUCUAAACAACUAUUUUAUGUGAUGUUUGGUUCUUUUUCUUUCUUUUAUUUCUGCAAAACUGCUUUGUGACAACAUCUGUUGUAAAAAAAAAAAAGCAAAUAUAUACAAAUACAGUAAUUUGAUUCAUUUUAUGGAAAUGAUUAAAGUCUAGCAAAAAUGCAUUACUAUAAUUUGUUCUCAUAUUUAAC
Messenger RNA from Astyanax mexicanus (Mexican tetra), 1350 nucleotides. RefSeq lists its product as uncharacterized. The record is from RefSeq and is a predicted model, not a curated record. Bases 68 to 1078 code for a protein of 336 amino acids. The transcript has 2 exons. Lineage: Eukaryota; Metazoa; Chordata; Actinopteri; Characiformes; Acestrorhamphidae.